Molecule: messenger RNA, 989 nt
Organism: Ipomoea triloba (trilobed morning glory)
Lineage: Eukaryota; Viridiplantae; Streptophyta; Magnoliopsida; Solanales; Convolvulaceae
Product: glutathione S-transferase-like
Exons: 3
Coding region: 120-770 (216 amino acids)
Cellular component (GO): cytoplasm
Molecular function (GO): glutathione transferase activity; glutathione binding
Source: RefSeq, a predicted model, not a curated record
UUCAUAAAAUCAAGGAAACUACUAGAGAACCACUCUAGUUGUUUGAAGAUUGUGUUUUUGAGGAACUUGAGGCAUGCAUAUUAAGGGUUAUUUCUUGAUCUUUCGUAGAGUCUUGAAAAAUGGCGCUUAAGGUCCACGGAACCAUCCUAUCGCCAGGGGUGUUGAGAGUCGUGGCUUGCCUCAAGGAGAAGGAGCUCGAUUACGAGUUUGUGAAUGUUAACCUGGAAGCUGGAGAACACAAACAACCACAUUUCUUUGCCCUCAACCCGUUCGGUGAAGUUCCGGCAUUCGAGGAUGGAGAUUUGAAACUCUUCGAGUCGAGGGCGAUUACACAGUACAUCGCGCACACGUAUAUUGACAAGGGGACGCAGCUGAUCGUCCCAGAUCACAAGAAGAUGGCGAUCAUGUCGACGUGGAUGGAGAUUGAGGCUCAGAAAUUCGUCCCUGCAGCUUCCAAGCUCAGCUUCGAGAUCGUUAUAAAGCCGAUACUUGGCAUGACGACGGACGUUUCGGUGUUGGCGCAGUACGAGGAGCAACUAGGCAAAGUUCUCGAUGUGUACGAGGCACGGUUGAAGGAAUCGAAAUACCUGGGCGGAGACUGCUUCACCUUGGUCGAUCUUCACCACAUUCCUCUCAUAAACUACCUUAUGGCUACUAAAGUUAAGGCCCUGUUUGAUGCACGCCCAAAAGUUUCCGCAUGGGUCGCCGAUAUUUUGGCCAGGCCUGCCUGGUCAAAGGUCCAAGAAUUGCUCAAACACAAAAUGGGAUAAUUUCAAAUCACACAUUCAAGGGGUUGCAGACUUUAAUUUUCUCGUGAAUCAAACAACCACUUUGGUGUGGUUUAUGUUUUGGAUAUUCAUCUUGAUGUCUUGUAUAGUAAUGUACGUGUCUGUUAUUUGAUUGUGUGGAUUUCCGUACGUAUGUGAGAUUAAAUAAUUGUGAUUGCGUUAUUGCAAUAAUGUUGUGGAAAUAAAUAAGAAAAUUGAUGA